GCUUUUGCUUUUUAUGCUCUGUAUUGGGAAGGCAGAUAAAAUGCCAGGUCUGGACUGCCUCUGGGGAUAACCUCACCCUGUGUGAUGUGAAUGGAUGAAUAGCAUCUUGCCUGGUAAAUCCACAGGAAUUGAUAAGGCAGCCAGUUCUGCCACUGAGGCCUUUUCUUCCUCAGCUCUGGCUGUGGUUUCUGCAGCAAUUUUGUUUUUGCCUUAAGAGAGGUGCUGUGGAUUAUCAGACCUCCAUGUAUGACAAUUUGUACCUGCAUGGAACUGAAGACUCGGAGGCUGAAGAAUAAUGUGAUGUGUUGCCCAAGAUGGUGUGAACAGAGCUUCAAGCCAAUGGAGAAGACUAGGCCUAAAUAGCUGAGCCGGUGAAGUGACAGAUAAAGCCACACCUGGAGUGCCACAUCCUCAGCAGUGUUUCUCAGUGCCAAUGCAUUUAUGGCUGGCUCAGCGGAUUCCUAUACAAGCAGGCCGUCUGACUCCGAUGUCUCUUUGGAAGAGGACCGGGAAGCCAUUCGGCAGGAGAGAGAGCAGCAAGCGGCCAUCCAGCUCGAAAGAGCAAAGUCCAAACCUGUAGCGUUUGCUGUGAAGACGAAUGUGAGCUACUGUGGUGCCCUGGAUGAGGAUGUGCCCGUUCCAAGCACGGCCAUCUCCUUUGAUGCCAAGGACUUUCUUCACAUUAAAGAGAAAUACAACAAUGACUGGUGGAUAGGAAGGCUCGUAAAAGAGGGCUGUGAGAUUGGCUUCAUUCCAAGUCCUUUGCGGUUGGAGAACAUACGGAUUCAGCAGGAACAGAAAAGAGGGCGUUUCCAUGGCGGGAAAUCAAGUGGAAAUUCUUCUUCAAGCCUUGGAGAAAUGGUGUCAGGGACAUUUCGAGCAACUCCCACUUCAGCAGCAAAACAGAAGCAAAAAGUGACGGAACACAUUCCUCCUUACGAUGUUGUGCCGUCAAUGCGUCCGGUGGUGUUAGUGGGGCCGUCGCUGAAAGGUUAUGAGGUAACAGACAUGAUGCAGAAAGCCCUCUUUGAUUUCCUGAAGCACAGGUUUGAUGGGAGGAUAUCAAUAACAAGAGUGACAGCUGACAUUUCUCUUGCUAAGAGGUCAGUCCUCAACAAUCCCAGCAAGAGAGCAAUAAUUGAGCGUUCAAACACAAGAUCCAGCUUAGCGGAAGUACAAAGUGAAAUUGAAAGAAUUUUUGAGUUGGCGAGAUCUCUACAACUGGUUGUCCUUGAUGCCGACACUAUCAACCACCCAGCACAGCUCAUAAAGACUUCCUUAGCCCCAAUCAUUGUCCAUGUGAAAGUGUCAUCCCCAAAGGUGUUACAGCGGCUGAUUAAAUCUAGAGGAAAGUCCCAAAGUAAACACUUGAACGUCCAACUGGUGGCAGCUGACAAGCUGGCCCAGUGCCCGCCGGAAAUGUUUGAUGUUAUAUUGGAUGAGAAUCAGCUGGAGGAUGCCUGUGAACAUCUCGGAGAGUAUCUUGAGGCCUACUGGCGUGCCACCCACACAACCAGCAGCACCCCCAUGACCCCAUUGCUGGGGAGGAAUCUGGGCUCCACGGCACUGUCACCAUAUCCCACAGCAAUCUCUGGGUUACAGAGUCAGCGAAUGAGGCACAGCAACCACUCCACAGAGAACUCUCCAAUUGAGAGACGAAGCCUAAUGACCUCUGAUGAAAAUUACCACAAUGAGAGGGCUCGGAAGAGUAGGAACCGCUUGUCUUCCAGUUCCCAGCACAGCCGAGAUCAUUACCCUCUAGUGGAAGAAGAUUACCCUGACUCAUACCAGGACACUUACAAACCCCAUAGGAACAGAGGCUCACCUGGGGGAUACAGCCAUGACUCCCGACAUAGGCUUUGAAGCUGCUGAAAUGAAGGAUAUUCAUCCGCUGACAAUUUGCCAUAGUGCUGCUAGGAUAAACCAAUCAUCUUAAUUUGGCAAGCACAGCACAGUCUUUCCUGUGCUGGUGGGCUGCUGUCAUUUGAUGUUAAGGGCAGAAAGUUAAAUAAUCAAACUAUAUUAUGCCCUUGAGUCUAGAUGGAUAUUAGACACCCAAUCAUAUAGAUAUUUUUAAGUGCAGCAUUUACAUGGUAACAAUACCUUUUGUUUUCUUCAUAGAUUUAGACACAUCAAUUUGUAAUUUAGGGAACUUAUCAAGGCACAUAUAAAAUAAUUUCCCACGUAGGAAAUUCCAAAUGACCAGUUCCAGUUGGAACCAAUAUAUAAACCAAUUCCUGUUGGAAUUUGGGUGAAUUGACUAGAAAGUCUAUUUCAGCAUGUUGUAAUCAAUUGAAAAAUCAGAAAAAAAUAACUAAUAGGAAAAUCAAAAUACCAAUAGAAACCAAAACCAGCUAUAGUAUUUAUUUGCUGAAAGCUAAAUUUACACUUAUAGUUUGAAUGUAUAAACAUUUUAAUAUAUAUGUUUCCAGAAUGGCUUUUCAAAUUUACCAAAUGUAUUGAUAGUGCCAAAAGAAAUCUCAGAAAUCUUAAUGCAGAAAUUAUGUAGUCUCCUUAAAUUUUAAGAUUUUUUUCUUUCUUUCCUAGCAUAGCUGUUGUAUUCAAAAUGUUUCACUUUCUGUUCAUUCAGUACUGUUAGCUCAUUUAAAGUUGGCAAAAAAGAAAAAAAAAUCAGCAGUGGAAAAGAAUAGUAAGGAAAAGCCUAAGCAUAGCUACUCAUAAGAAAUGGAAAAUACAGUGUAGUUUCUUCAUUAAUCCUUCUCCGCACAGUUCUACCCACCCAGGGAUCUGGAGUGAGCUAGCAAGGACGUGGACCAAUCCUCCUGGAUGCAAAACGGGGCAUCUCCAGAUGGGAGGCCGUCCAUUCCACUGCACACAAACCACUGCUCAGGAUUUCCUGCCAACACAAUUGAGUAUCUUUCUCUUCUUUCACUCGGUCUUUGUCUGUGGAUUUCUGAAUGUUCUAGCCCUAUGCUAAAGGUUUUUAAUCAUGCUAAUAAUUUUUGUUUCCCUUGCAUGCAUUCAAAUUAAGUAUUGAAAGUUAGUUAUUUUUAUAAAACAAGUAAUUGGAAAAAGUGAAGCCAAACAAUGAAUUAGAAAAAUCUUGCAAAAAGAUAAACUCAUAGAUCAGAAUAUAUUUGUUCACUAAAAUUGCAGGGAGUUAUAAAGGUUAGAGAUUGAGCUAUCUUAUUUCUAGUGAACAGUACUUCUUAAUUACUCAGUUUUUUCCCCCAAUGACUGCAAUUAGGGAAUUCAUGACUCAUGUCCUUUAUUAUCAAAAAAGACUUUCACUAGGAUCCAAGAAACUGUUGAAAUUGACCCUCCUAUACAAGGCACAAAAAAAAAAAAAAGAAAAUCUUUAUAUAAAAAAACCCCUUGUUUCUAAAA
Jaculus jaculus (lesser Egyptian jerboa) is the source of this 3348-nucleotide messenger RNA. It is a transcript of the gene Cacnb4, whose product is annotated as calcium voltage-gated channel auxiliary subunit beta 4. The record is from RefSeq and is a predicted model, not a curated record. Gene Ontology annotation, cellular component: voltage-gated calcium channel complex. Gene Ontology annotation, molecular function: high voltage-gated calcium channel activity; protein binding. NCBI's taxonomy places the organism in Eukaryota, Metazoa, Chordata, Mammalia, Rodentia, Dipodidae. The coding region runs from base 442 to 1863 and encodes 473 amino acids. Gene Ontology annotation, biological process: neuromuscular junction development; calcium ion transmembrane transport; chemical synaptic transmission. The transcript has 14 exons.